UACUAAACUGCCAUUAUGUCACGAGAUGGCGAACGUUGCUAUGAUGGCAAUUAGCUGGACAUCAGUAAUUCUGCGUUCCCUGCCAGAGAUUAUAAAGGCAGGCCAUGAGCUGUACUCCCUGUGGUGCAGCAUAAGGGGCGAACAUCAGGGGAAUGAGGCUGUGGUAAAGUCCAUGAAGUUGCUGAACAGAUAUCAGGAUGACAUUGGUAGGCUGCUUCAGGACCCACAGCAGAAGAGAGACCUGCUGGAGGGACUGACAAUCCUCAUGAACAGAAUCAAUGAGAGCAAUGAUAACAACAACACAGGAUCACCAAGGGCUUCUGGCAGGAACACGACAUCCUCUGGUGGUGGAGACAGUGGUGCCUCUUUCCCAUCUAAGUCCUCCUUCAAAGGGGCAAGGUGGAUGGAAUGUGAUGUGUGUCGGGAAGAUUACACCACAACUACCACCAAGAGGCCACUCAUCCUUCACUGUGGGCACACCUUUUGCCGGGAGUGUGUGGAGGUACUGGCUCGCCGGGGGCUCAUUAGGUGCCCCACCUGCCGCAAAUGUGAGAUGCGGAGCCUUGCCUCCAUCCCCACCAACACAGUGAUGAUAUCUAUGCUGGAGGACUGGGGCAACCAGGGUGACAAUGACUCCUGCAAUGGCAUGAGCAAGGGUAAGAGCAGCUGCACUGGUGACAGAGGCAGUGGCAGUGGCAGUGGAUGUGACAGCAUAAGUUUGUCAUAUAAGGAGCAGAUUCAGUUUGCCAUCUUCCUGUCCAAGCAAGAGGCUGAGGCACAGGGGGAGGCCCAGGUGGAGAGGAGGUGGCAGGAGGUGGAGGAGGCGGCGGACAUGAUGCUGGCCGAGGCACUGCAGGUGUCUGAGAUGUAUGAGGCUUCACGGCUGUGUGCUGAACGCCAACAAGCCGCGUCUGCCCCUGGAUCCCACGACCUACCUGAAGAAGAGAAGGAAUCGUGUGCAGCGUCAGGCAGUGGGUCAGCUGAGGAUGAGGAUGCCAGUGUGCUGCUCGCCUACAAGCUGCAGCAGGAGGAGAUAGCUAUGAUGCAGAGGCUGUGUGGCAAUGCAAGCAAUGACUGGAGUAAGGAAAUGAACUGCUUCUUUGGUCCAUCUCUCUGUGGCAUGGGUGAAGAUGGCAACAAUUUUAGAGGGAGAGACAAUGCCACAAAUGGAAGGGAACAGGACAGUGGUGAAGAUGGCACCACAUGCUGCAGAGGGAUGGAGGAUGAAGAUAAUGAUGAUGAAGGAGGAGCUGCGUGCCACAGGAGAGGUGAUGAUGGUGAAGAUGAAGCGAUGUGCUGUGGAAGGGAGGAAGAAGAAGAGGGUGGAAAGAAAUGCUCCAACAGUGAUGAAGAUGAUGACUUGAAGAAGUGCUGUGGUGAUAGUUGUAGAGAGGAAGAGUGUGACAAGAGAUUUUUGGAGCUGAUGAAAAGUGAAGAAGCUCUGUUGGUUGAAAUGGCUCUCCAACUUUCACUUCACUAUCCACAGCCUUCAGACUCGGAGGACAAGUAAACACACACACACACACACACACACACACACACACACACACACACACACACACACACACACAUUAUUUGAUAUUACCAGGCUGUUCAGUUCCUUCAGUAUCAUUAUGCAUUGUAUUAUUCAGGAUGGAGAAAGAAUAUAAGCAAGGAAUAUAUAAUCAUGAGAAUUACAUGAGAUACAAAGAUGCCAUAAUGCAUGUGUAACAGACACAGCCUCCUGCAACAGUGCUUGGAUGAGUGUGGGAGUGCUGAGUGUAACUGACCGAGACUGGGACUUUGUAAUGGUUGUUGACUUUGUUUGUGUUGUUGUUAUUUUGUUAAUUAAUUUUUUAAUUAGUUAUCAGUCUCUCUCUCUCUCUCUCUCUCUCUCUCUCUCUCUCUCUCUCUCUCUCUCUCUCUCUCUCUCUCUCUCUCUCUCUCUCUCUCUCUCUCUCUCUCUCUCUCUCUCUCUCUCUCUCUCUCUCUCUCUCUCUCUCUCUCUCUCUCUCAUGUUUUGUUUACUUUUCUUCACAAAGUAUCUGAAACGAUUACUUUCAUUAUGUGUGUUGAAACGGUCAUAAUUUAUUUUUUUCAUAAAUUUAAUAAUUAUUUCCUGUCAUUCAUUUUGGUAUUUGUUCAUCAUGUAAUAAUGUUUAUUGAACAUAACCACAUGAAUUUAGGAGAUUAUGUAAGGUUUCCAUCUCUAAUAUUUUGAAACUGACUGCGAAGUAUUUUAUUAAUUUUUUUUCUGACACUAAUUCAUCUGUGGUUGUCUGCAAGUCACCCUGCUAGCCCUUUCCCUCAUGGAGAGAGCUUAGAGCUUGUAGUGACUGAUCUGUGGCUAGGACAGAGACCACUGACACUAAUGUAGGCCAUAAUGUAUAACUGCUUUACAUGUUUGUGGACUACCCAUACAUUGUAACUAAUUCAUGUCUUACUGAUCUGAGGCUUGGUAUGAUUUUCUUGUCUGUCACAGUGGGAUGGAACACUGUGCCCAAAUGUUCCUCAUCCACCUGAGUCUCUAAUACUAUAUAAUAUAAAUUCCACAUUCUUAUGAACAAUGUUUCAGGUGUUAAUGACUUGACAUAGUUCUUUAUUAGAUCCUCAGUAUGAUGUAUGCUUUGCCUGCAUAAUGGUGUCUUGCCUGGGUGCAUUGGUUUGCUAGGGCUUUCAUUUUAAAUACCAGGUAAGUUCUAAGGCCAAGAUUCUUUUAUAUGAUCAUGUGCAACUGCAAAUAAGGCUUGUUCAAAUAGGCUUCCAAGGCAGAUUUCAUCAUAUAGUUCAUUAUGUUACCACAGAAAGCUCUUCCUUUCAUGAUACAAUAUAGUCAAUGCUGCAUUAAUCUCAACCUUACUGGUUAAAUGUGCAUCAGUGACAUCUGGUGGAAAAUUCAGAGCUCCUCUACUCUGAAGCAUAACUAGAGGACUUGUAUCAUUUAAGACUUGUACUCUCAUGCAUCUCAACUGUUUCCCCACUUUCAACACUGAAUAUUAAUUACAAGUCCCGCUUAAUGUGCGAUAAUUUCCUACAAGUGUAAUGACAGACGUGUUGGGUGCUGGAUGUGAACUCAGCCAUGACCACAGUGAGCAAAGUCUGCAAUUUUCCUCAAUCAUUUUGUUUCUACCAAUAGACAAAUUUACUGACAGAAUGCAUGGCAGUUAUGAGUCAAUAUAUUGCUCAGCUAGUCACUAAAAACUGCUUCCCUGGGAGCAGGUAGCAGGGGCAGUUUUCUCAUUGUACACCUUGCACGCCAUUAUGAACAGGUAAUUUUCUGUAGGCAGACUUCAACUGUCUCAUCAUUGGGUUACUGCUGUGCAUCCCCAAAGUCGAAGUAAUCCUGCAAAGAACCACUCCAGAUAAUCCUGCCUAAAUAUAUAUUACUGAAGUUAUUCAGUCCAAAUAUAUAUUACUAAAGUUAUUCAAUAUUCUUGUAUACUGCAGUGCCAUACAAGCCUGUCAACUUGUUUAUACAAAACAAUAAAUCUGAGAAAUCCA
Scylla paramamosain (green mud crab) is the source of this 3480-nucleotide messenger RNA. RefSeq lists its product as uncharacterized. The record is from RefSeq and is a predicted model, not a curated record. Gene Ontology annotation, molecular function: ubiquitin protein ligase activity. The transcript has 10 exons. Gene Ontology annotation, biological process: protein ubiquitination. The coding region runs from base 26 to 1510 and encodes 494 amino acids. Lineage: Eukaryota; Metazoa; Arthropoda; Malacostraca; Decapoda; Portunidae.